UCACCUAUUCUCACUCUCUUCCUUCUACUUUCUCUCCCUUUCUCUUUUUUUGCCCCCCCACCCCCUCCCUCUCCUGUCACAGCUGUAGCUCUCUCCUCUUCUCUUGGGUUCCUGUGCUAAUUAUGUGAGUCCUGGGGGGAGGUUGGUGGAGAGAGGCUCACAGAGCAGCUCAGUCUCAGAGCAUCUCAGGCACCAGCUCAGCAGCUCUGUGUGACCAAGGUGGCAGAGCUGAGGAUACAAUGUGAGCAGCUGGAGACUGGAUACAGCGCAUGGCUCUGCACUCACUCUUUGUACAUGCCACGAUAAAAUUGUAAAGUUGCCGCAGAUCCGAGUGGCUGGAGAGAGAAGCCCGACCCCAGAAAGUGAGGAUGAGGUUGCUAUGGAAACUGCUGGCGUUUCGAUGGUUUGUGUGUCUUGCAGAUGAACUCACUUUGCAAGGCCCAGUCUUUGCGCAGGAGCCAGCAAAUCUAAUUUUCCCUCUAGAUUCGGAGGAUCGGACUUUACGACUGGCCUGUGAGGCACAAGGACAUCCAAAACCUGUAACCCGAUGGAGAGUAAAUGGAUCUCUAUUGGAUGAAGCCCAGGAUUACCGGUAUCGAAUUCAAGACAGAAGUUUAGUGAUCAACACUCCAGAUCGGAAUCGGGAUGUCGGAACUUUCCAGUGUGAGGCCACCAACAUAGUGGGGACAAUCCUCUCUCGGGAGGCUUUUCUUCAGUUCGCAUAUCUUGACUCGUUCCAGACCAUGACACGCAGUACGGUGUAUGUACGAGAAGGGCAAGGCAUGGUGCUGCUGUGCGGCCCUCCUGCCCAUUCUGGAGAAUUGGUAUAUGCUUGGAUCUUCAAUGAGUAUCCGCCAUUCGUUCAGCAGGACAACCGCCGAUUUGUGUCACAAGUGACCGGGAAUCUUUACAUCGCAAAAGUGGAACCUUCUGAUGCAGGAAAUUACACCUGUGUGGUUACAAACACUGUGACUAACAGUAGGGAAUUGGGGCCGAGUACUCCUCUGACUCUUAGGACAGAUGGCGUAAUGGGAGAGUAUGAACCUAAAAUUGAGGUGCAUUUUCCAGAGUCUGUAGCAGCAGCCAAAGGGUCUACAGUCAAGUUGGAGUGUUUUGCUUUGGGGAAUCCAGUCCCGACCAUCACAUGGAGGAGAGCAGAUGGGAAGGCAAUCUCUCGCAAAGUAAGAAGACAUCGCUCCAGUGGAGUUCUGGAGAUUCCUAAUUUCCAGCAAGAAGACGCUGGACCUUAUGAGUGCGUUGCUGAGAAUACACGUGGCAAGAACAUGGUUCGAGGGCAGCUGACCUACUUUGCACCACCAAACUGGAUUCAGAAGAUAAAUGACGCUCACAUAGCCAUCGAGGAGAACAUUUUGUGGGAAUGUAAAGCAAGCGGUCGACCCAAACCUUCCUAUAGCUGGCUUAAGAACGGACAACGACUACAGAGCAAAGGACGUCUUCAGAUUGAACAUGGAACCCUCACCAUUACAUCUGUCAACAGUUCCGACUCUGGAAUGUACCAAUGUUUGGCAGAAAAUAAACAUGGAACCAUUUAUUCUAGUGCUGAGCUCAGAGUCAUAGCGGUCGGUCCUGAUUUCUCCAAAGCAUUUGUUAAAAGUGUGACUUUGGGCAAAGUUGGAGGAGCCAUCUUGAUUGAGUGUAAACCCAAAGCUUCCCCUAAACCAGCCAUCACUUGGAGAAAGGGCCGGGAGCUGCUGAGAGAGAACCCCAGAAUUGCACUCCUGGACGAUGGCAGUUUAAAGAUCUCGAACUUGACCAAAGCUGAUGCUGGGACCUACAGCUGCACCGCAAGCAAUCACUUUGGAACCGCCAGCAGUACAGGGACUCUUGUGGUCAAAGAUCCCACGCAGGUGCUGGUGCCACCUACCAGUAUGGAUGUCACAGUGGGAGAGAGUAUCGUUCUGCCGUGUCAGGUGUCACAUGACCACUCACUGGAUAUUUCCUUCUCCUGGGUAUUUAAUGGGCAGCUCAUUGACUUCCAGAAAGAUGGAGAACAUUUUGAACGUGUGGGGGGACAAGACUCAGCAGGUGAUUUAAUGAUCAGAAGCAUCCAACUGAAGCAUGCUGGGAAAUAUAUUUGCCUUGUCCACACAAGUGUAGACAAACUGUCUGCUGGAGCAGAUCUCAUUGUGAGAGGUCCUCCUGGGCCACCAGAUGCUCUAACCGUUGAAGAGAUCACAGACACCACUGCUCAGCUGUCGUGGAUGCCAGGAGUAGACAACCACAGCCCUAUCACUAUGUACGCAGUACAGGCUCGAACCCCCUUCUCUGUCGGUUGGCAGGCAGUCAGCACAGUGCCCGAGGUAGUCGAUGGAAGGUCUUUCACAGCCACAGUUGUUGGGCUUAGCCCGUGGGUAGAAUAUGAGUUUCGUGUCAUUGCCAUUAAUCAGAUUGGGAUUGGGGAGCCCAGUCCACCAUCAGACAAAAGAAGGACGGAGGAGGCACUUCCGGAAAUAACCCCUGCUAAUGUCAGUGGAGGCGGAGGCAGCAAGAGUGAGCUGGUCAUCACAUGGGAGCCUGUACCAGAAGAGUUUCAGAAUGGUGGAGGCUUUGGAUACGUGGUGGCAUUCCGUCCAUUUGGCACAGUCAGUUGGAUGCAGACUGUUGUAGCAUCAGCAGAUGCCUCCAGAUACACCUAUAGGAAUGAGAGCCUACCAUCUUUCUCACCGUAUGAAGUAAAAGUGGGAGUGUACAAUAACAGAGGAGAGGGGCCCUUUAGCCCAUUGACCGUGGUUUACUCUGCAGAGGAAGAGCCUGGUCGUGCCCCUGCAGGGGUUUUUGCACGGAGUCUAACUGCGUGGGACAUUGAGGCAUCAUGGAUAGGAGUACCUGGGAGCCUCAGCAAAGGGCGUAUUCAAGGAUAUGAGGUCCGGUACUGGAAGCAGAAUGAAAAGGAGGAAAGUGCCCGUAAACUGCGUACUUUAGGAAAUCAAACUUCUACCAAACUGAGCCAUCUGCAGGGUCACACGUUGUAUCACCUGAAUGUACGAGCAUACAACAGCGCAGGCACCGGUCCUGCCAGUUCCACUGUCAAUGUGACCACCAGGAAACCACCUCCUAGUCAGCCUCCUGGAAACAUAAUCUGGAAUUCCUCAAACUCCAAAAUAAUCCUAAAUUGGGACCAAGUGACAGCACAGGAAGAUGAGUCAGAGGUGAAAGGUUACAGAGUUCUCUAUCGGUGGAACAGACAGGGUGGAGCCUCCAUGAUAGAGACCAAUCAGACAUCAGUGGAGCUAUCCCUGCCAUUCGAUGAAGACUACAUCAUUGAGAUCCGGCCAAUCAGUGAGGGCGGAGAGGGCAGCAGUAGUGAACCUAUCCGUAUACCUCGAAUAUCCAGUGAGUGGGCGAUGCUUACGCCCAAGGAUCAGGCGCUUCCACAUCCAACGCCUGUACCUUAUCAGCCAUCAGCACCUUAAUGAUAUCUCUCACUGCGCGCUCCAGUUUAUGACCUCGAGCCUCUCAGACUCCCAGAGAAGCCCAUCAUGUUUUUGGAGAUCGGAUGUAUAAAUCUGCUCUACAAGUGAUGGCUCCGUACAGAAUAUUCUGAGAUCUCCCUCAGCUCCUGAGCUUCCUCCUCUCCCUACGGGGAGGAUCUUAUGCACUGACGACAUCUGGAAUACGAUGUUACCAAAGCAGUUUACAUGCCGUAUAUGCAUAUUUUUUAUUAUUAUAUAUCUAGUGUUUUAUAGAGUUUUUUAAGGUUAACAUGAUGUAGAUAUAUAUGUUUUUUGCUGUAAAAUGCUGCAGGUGUCUCAUACAAAUCUCUUCUGUCCUUCCUCUCCUUCAGUAACAAUUUAUUAACUUGGAACAGGCAUAUUUUAUACGUUAUAAUUCUUUUUAUCUCAUGUGUCCUGAACCCAUCUCAAAUCAUGACAUCUUUACAAAGAAAAUGAUGUCAGAUUCUGAUGAGAUACAAACCAAGUCCAGAUGUCCAGGGAAGAGUUGUGAAAAGAAGAAGCAUCCACAAAUUUGCCUGGGGUGAAACAGUAGCCUCAGCCUGAUCAAUGUAUCUGAUAAAUAUUGCCUCCUUUUGUUGCUGAGAAUUGACCAAAAUAAAUGUCUACUGAACAGUUUAGUUAGACCUUGAUGGCACUGGCCCUCUUGGUCCUCUGGUGUGUGGGUGAGUUAGGUAAGGGGUGAUAUCUAUCACAGUGAUACAUCAGAGGAUAUUUGAUUCUCCAGUACAAUAACAACUAGAAACCAAAUUUUAAAAGUUCAGAAAGAGUUUAUUGGGUAAAGUUCACACUUUGACCUAUGGUGUGAUGAUAAAAAAAAAGUGAGGAAUAGUUGAGUAAGUCAGACACGUAUCUGCCCUGGAAUGAUGUGAUACAAAAACGUGAUAUCCUUUUUUGUUUUUAUUUAUUAUCAUGCGGUUACUCAGAAGACAGUUACAGGAUUAUAAAAAGGAUCAAAGAUCCUAACAAAUGAGCCAUAGUUAUUUAAUAAGAGGCUGUGUGGCUUUAAUAAGACAUGUCCAGCAACCUGACCCUAUUUCUGGUUAGGUUAAUCAUCCAGCAACUUUUCAGGUGUAUCUCUAGGUAUAAUAGUGAUCAUCAUGUUUGUGGUGGGGGCUGCUAGCUUAAUUCUGUGAAAUAUCAGGUGAUUGUCAAAUAUUCCAUGACCUUUCCAUUCAAAAGUACACUUGACUCCCUGGGGGUACCUGAGACUGGUUUAGAAAGACAUUUUAUUGGAAAAGUGCUGUAAAAUAUCUAAAUCAGAGAACUGUGUUUUUUUAUAUAUAAAUAUAAAUAUAUAUAUAUAUUACAGAGAGUGUAUAAAAGUAUCACACAGCUAGAGUUAUAUAAUGUAUACUAUACUUGGCGGUGAUAUGAUAUGCUAUACAUAGAGGUGAUUUUACAAUUUACUAUAUCUAGAGAUUUAUAGGGAUUACUCAGAUGUUGGAGGAAUAAAUGAGGAGUGUUUGUGUUUAAACCCCCCAGGUACAAUGUCAUCUAUUUAUUUUAUUUAAAGGGCAUUAAUUGUAAAGGUCUUCAUGUAAAGCACUAAUUGAAUAUAUAUCUCCCCCAUUAAUUAACUUGCAUAUUCGGUGUGCGUCAAAAUAUUAGUCAUCUCCAAAUAUUUGGAUGACAAGGUCAGAUUCAAACUGUGUCUUCGCCUUCUCGUCUAUGGUGACUGUUGCAGAUGGACACAGAUAUGUGCACUUACCAUAGUAGCUGACAUAUUUGUAAUUUAUGCUUGGCCAAAUGAGGCUAAACUAUAAACUAAAUGUAGAUAUUAAUAUUGAUCUAUGUAUUUACUAGCAGUUUGUCAGGCAAAAGGUGUAGAUCAAAUUGGAUAGUCUAAGAUUUUACCAGGCAUUUAAAAAAAUAUAUAUAUAUUAAAUUGUUCAUGAGUUUUAUUUUUGUUCAUUUACACCUACUCUCACACUAGUGGUUUAUCAACAAGAUUGAUAAAACUAUGAACAUUAUUUUAUUAUACUUGAGGCUGCAUUACUGUAGCAUUAUCUCUUGUCUGGGACAUACAAUAUUAUUUAAAAAGGCUCAUUCCAGGCACCAAUAUGUUAGGUAGGUUACAGUCAGUUGCACGGGGUGGUUUUUAAUAAUUUUUACUUUCUUACGCUAAUAAAUCAUUUUGCAUUACAAGCUCAUCCUUUCUGCUUUUCGCUGUUGAUCUGUUGCAUUUUUUUUCCCUUUGCUCUGCAAAGAAAGCUGAGAUUUGAGCUGAGAUAGGACAGGUUUGACACAUCCAUAGAGUUCCCUGCAGGACUUGCACAGUUUGUGAUUUACAGCAAAAUUUAGGAACUUUAAAUGUGUCAGAGCACUUGUCAAAAUCAGUUGAUAGAUAUAUCACUAAAGUGUUGCUUAAAAUAUCUUGCCUUAUACAUGAAUUAGAAACCAAUCAUUGUUUAAACAAAUGGUACAAAAAUAUCUCAUGAGCACUUUAAUAAUUUGAAAAAAUAAAAAAUGAAAAGGACUCCUGAAUGGACAAAUUAUGUAUACACAUGAAGGAUGCACUUUAAGGGUUGGAAGGAGCUGCUUCUUCCCAAUCUUCUUAUUUCAGAAAGACUAAUAUUUCUCCCAUAUUUACAAUUUGCCAUUCUAGCUAUGUCUUUCUAACACUGAAAAUGGGCAGCCCUGAGAAUGUGAGCAGUGAAUGUUCAUAUAAACUAACAAGACAUAAGAACUCUAAUGGGUUAGUAGAAUUUGACAUUCCAUGAUAGCUGAUGUUUUAGCCGUGUAUAUGUGUUUCUUUCUUUCUUUCUUUUUUUUUUUUUUUUUUACUGUGACAAGCAGCGAGUGGCUAUUGGGAGUUGUGUGUUGUACUCAAAGGGUCACCCUGGCAUAGUUCCAGAAAAUAGCACUUAAAAGGGCAGCUCGUAAAAAGAAGAAAUAUAAUAGUAAGGUGACUUUGAAUUUUAAUGAAAAUUCUGUUGAUCUAUAAGAGUCUCAUUCAUUAAAUAAAUUGUAAAACACAUGCAGGUCACUCACCCUCAGAGUCUUGGAUGCUCUGUCCUAAGUUAAUUUCUCAUCAUCAAACACAUUGUAUCUUGUAGGAAAGCUUUCCUGGGUGACAACUGCAGCUGUUUUAAGUUGGGUUAUUUAAGAGCAAGUUAUUUGUACUCCUGGGCUGCGUGUGAUAAAUUUACAUGAAUGCGCUGUAUGAUGUGUUAAAGAAACAAUACCAUUUAUUAAAAUGAGACCUAGAAAGA
Pelobates fuscus (common spadefoot toad) is the source of this 6688-nucleotide messenger RNA. Its product is annotated as contactin-4-like. The transcript is spliced from 23 exons. Gene Ontology annotation, molecular function: cell-cell adhesion mediator activity. The coding region runs from base 369 to 3434 and encodes 1021 amino acids. Gene Ontology annotation, biological process: cell-cell adhesion; brain development; axon guidance. The record is from RefSeq and is a predicted model, not a curated record. NCBI's taxonomy places the organism in Eukaryota, Metazoa, Chordata, Amphibia, Anura, Pelobatidae. Gene Ontology annotation, cellular component: plasma membrane; axon.